This is a messenger RNA of Globicephala melas (long-finned pilot whale), 4842 nucleotides long. It is a transcript of the gene TM4SF18, whose product is annotated as transmembrane 4 L six family member 18. Gene Ontology annotation, cellular component: membrane. Lineage: Eukaryota; Metazoa; Chordata; Mammalia; Artiodactyla; Delphinidae. The record is from RefSeq and is a predicted model, not a curated record.
CAGCAAGUUCCGUGGGUGCCCCCGCCGCUUCCCCAGGGUCAGCUCAGCGACAAGCCUGUGAAGCCGCUUCCUGGCAGCUUUCCAUAAACCACUAUUUCCACACCGACAGAUUGCAGGCUGCAGUUCUGUCCGAGUCCUGGGCUCCUCAUGAAUAUGAACUGAAGGGCUCUGACCCAGAAAGUGGUUCUGAGCAGGGUAACAUGGGGUCUUGGAAAUGUGGAAGCUGCCUGAGUAGUCUGCUGAUUCCUCUUGCACUUUGGAGUAUAAUUGUAAACAUAUUAUUGUAUUUCCCCAAUGGGCAAGCUUCCUAUGCCUCCAGCAAUAAACUCACCAACUACGUCUGGUAUUUUGAAGGAAUCUGUUUCUCAGGUAUUAUGAUGCUUAUAGUAGCAGCAAUUCUUCUUGUACUGGAGAAUGAUAACAACCAUAAAUGUUGCCAGAGUGAAAACUGCAGCAAAAAAUACAUGACACUGCUGUCGAUGAUCUUUUCUGCCCUUGGAAUUGCUUUCUCUGGAUACUGCCUGGUCAUAUCUGCUUUGGGCCUUCUUCAGGGCCCUUACUGCCGCACCCUUGAUGGCUGGGAGUACGCCUUUGAAGGCACUGCAGGACGUUUCCUUACAGAUUCUAGCGUAUGGAUUCAGUGCCUGGAACCAGCACACGUAGUGGAGUGGAACAUCAUCUUAUUUUCUAUUCUCAUAGCUCUCAGUGGUCUUCAAGUGAUUGUCUGCCUCAUCAGAGUAGUCAUCCAGUUGUCCAAGAUACUGUGUGGAACCUAUUCAGUCAUCAUCCAGCCUGGAAUCAUUUGAAUAAGAACAAGAAUGUUUUUCUUUAGCAAGAUAUGGUCAUCUACCUUGUGUCUAUUGUUUGGACUUGAGGGCCAUAUUCAGAUGAUGGCUUUUUUCUCCAGUUGGUAUUUAUUGUCCUCACCGGAAGUGCCUUCCAUUUAGAAUUUUUUUCUAAAGCUGUAUGUGUCAGGAUCUUCAGAAAUGUUCAUACCCUUUGAUCAAAUAAAUCCAAUUUCUAUAACCUAUCCUAUGAAAAUAAAUAAGAAUACGAGAUAAAACUUUAUGCAACUACAUAUAUUUGAAAAUUAUUUAAUAUUCUGGAAAAUUAGAAAUACCCAGAAAGUCUAACUUUAGGGGAAGGAUUAAACAAAGCAUGGUACGUUAGUUGUAAUAUUAUGUAAAAUGAUGAUUUAAAGAUUAUGAGUAGUACUAUGUGAAAAAGCAGAUUACAAAUUGAUGUUUACAGUAUAAGGGUAACUAUCCAAAACAAACAAAACAAAACCAAAUAACCAAAAUACAGGAUAAAAACUAAAUCUAGAUGGAUUUACACAAAAAUGUCAGCUGUGGUUGAUUUGGGUCCUAGGUGACCCUUCCUACUUGUCUAUAUUUUCCAAGUUUUCUUUAUUAUGUUUUACUAUUAAAAUACUUUUUUAAAAAAACGUAUUUUUACUAUUAAAAGGUUUGCUAUUUUUCCAACUUUUAAAGGAAUACACUUUUUCCAAAUGUUUUCCAACAUUGACUAUCUGUAAACAUCACAGAAUAACACUUCAAUCAAUGUUCAGUGGGUAAAGCAGUGAGAUAGAUAAGCCACAAAAUGUUGUACACAAAUUUAUAUAAUCUAAUUGAGCUCUUGGCAUUAUUUUUAAAAAUUUUUUUAACAUCUUUAUUGGAGUAUAAUUGCUUUACAAUGGUGUGUUAGUUUCUGCUCUAGAACAAAGUGAAUCAGUUAUACAUAUGUUCCCAUAUCUCUUCCCUCUUGCAAAUCCCUCCCUCCCACCCUCCCUAUCCCACCCCUCUAGGUGGUCACAAACCACCAAGCUGAUCUCCCUGUGCUAAUUGACCUUAUUUUUUUACUCCUGGUGGUGAGUAUGAUGAGCUACAAGAAGUAGACUUGAAAUGAAUGAGCAGUUGAGGACAUGCUCAGUGGGUUAUAGAAAGUGACCACUGACCAGUUGAUACCUGUUUCAUGGAGAGCUACCGCUAAAUAUUUAUUUAAAAAUUUUUUUUAAAGUAAAACAUUUAUGAACUUUCUACUUAUACUUGGCAUGAUCUUCUGGAGGACAGCUGUCAUGUUUUAUAUUUUUCCAUCAUCUGUAGGGCCUAGCCCAAAGCAGACAUAGGAGACACUCAAUGUUGGACAUUCGUGCCAGGCUCUUCUGCUCCUCAUGGCUGCUCUGCUGAGUACCUGUCUCCAUCAUGGACCCAUUGGGCCUUAACACUUCCACCACUUCCCCAUUGCCCUCCUCCAUGGACACUGUCAACAUUGCUCUACCAACGCCUGCCUGGCAGUUGUAGCCAGUAGUCUGGAGAAUGCCUCUCUCCUUGAUGCCUGCUCAACCUAUAGCCUUCUUUAAGAUAGCUGCCCUGUCCACAGCCUUUGCUGAAGUGAGCAUCUUGAAAGCAAGCCAUGUUGGGUACCACAUGACCCCCAUGACCUGGACUUAGCUGACAGAACUGGGACUGGCACCCAAGCCAUGGGCAGCCUAUUGUCACUCUAGUGGCCAAUGAUUUAGCCUAAAGUGAAACACUGUCUAAAUGAGAUUGGUGGUUAUUCUUGCUUGAAAAUUUGAAUUAUGAAACCAAAAAUGAAGCCAUGCAGACAUUGCUGCCAGGAAAACAAAGGAUGAGGAAGAAAGCCAGCCAGAGAGUAUCUGAUUACUCUAUCAAGCCCACAAGCUUGUCAUAUGCAGCAUCCUCUUUCUCCAAAAUGCUCCUCAGUCCUCUUGUAAAUGAACUUCUGGCAGGUCAACCCCACCAGUUUGUCACUAACACUGUCUCCAUUGUGUUUAGAUUCAUUAUGGUACCAUACAUUGAGUGGACCAUGAACAGAUGUCAGCUGAAUGACUCUACCACAGAACUGGAAACAAUGUCUAACAACAGGGGCACAGUCAAAUUCAGUACAGUAUAUCUAUCAGUAAAUCAAAUAUCAACACAGCCACCCAAAUUUUAUAUUUAAAGAGUAUACGCUGAUGAUGCAAUUUUAAGUAAAAACUGUAUAUAAAUCUUUGUGUGCAGUGUGAACCCAAAUUUUAAAAUAAGCAUACAAUUACAUGUAGACGUGUAUAAAUGUUCAGAUACGUAGAAAAAUGACUGGAAAAUACCUAAAUGUUAAUAAUUAUCACCAAAUGAUGAGACUAUGAGUUAUAUUUCUUGUCUUUACAUUGUUCUAUAUUUUCGAAUUUUCCUUGCAUUACUUGAAGAAUUAGAAAAAAAUGUCAUUUAAAAAGCAAGUAUCCUCUAAUCCUUUCUGUAAAAUCCAUUUAAGGACCUCAAAAUAGGAAAGAACUGGACAUGAAGCUAUGUGUGUGAUAGCCCUUUUCCUUACCUUUUUUAGAAGAUACUCUUUCCAUUUUUUAAGUCUCAUAUUGAAUAUUGCCAACUAAUCCUAAUUAAGAAUGAUUUCCAUUUUGUUCAUUUAUGCUCCUAUAUUUAUUAUCUCUCUCUUAUUUUCCUUGCUUCUUUCUCAUUGUACUUUUCCUGACUUUUUUUUUGUUAGUUUCUGCUUUAUAACAAAGUGAAUCAGUUAUACAUAUACAUAUGUUCCCAUAUCUCUUCCCUCUUGCGUCUCCCUCCCUCCCACCCUCCCUAUCCCACCCUUCCAGGCGGUCACAAAGCACCGAGCAGAUAUCCCUGUGCCAUGCGGCUGCUUCCCACUAGCUAUCUACCUUAUGUUUGUUAGUGUGUAUAUGUCCAUGACUCUCUCUCGCCCUGUGACUUCUUAAAUUGAAAGCCUAGCUUAUUAAUUUUUAACCUUUCUUCUUUUCUUAAAAUAAGCAUUUACGACUAUAGUGGUUCCCUUUUACCUGCUGGAGAUACGGUCCAAGGCUCCCAUCGAAUGCCUGAAACCACCAGUAGUACUGAACCCUAUACAUACUAUUUUUUUUCCUGUACCUAUAAACCUAUGAUAAAGUUUAAUUUACAAAUUAGGCACAGAGAAUAACAACCAUACUUAAUAAUAAAAUAGAACAAUUAUAACAAUAUAUUGCAAUAAAAGUUUGUGAAUAUGAUCUCUCUCUCAAAAUAUCUUAUUGUUCUGUACACACCCUUCUUCUGCUGCUGCUUAUGAUAACAGGAGAUAAUAAAAUGUCAUGAUGCAAUGAGAUGAAUGAUGAAGGGAUUGUGAUGUAGAGUUAGGCUACUAUUGACCUUCUGACCCUAUGUCAGAAGAAGGAUCAUCUGCUUCCGGUUCUCAUGGAUUAUUGGGCCAUGACGAUAUUGAUGAUGAUUGGAUAUCAGGAGUGGACGAUGUCAAUGGCUGGGGAUCCCAGGCAGGACAGAGCAGGGCAGCAUAAGAUUUCAUCACACUGCUCAGAAGGCAUGCAAUUUAAAACUUAUUUAAUUGAAUCUUGAAUUUUCCACUUAAUAUUUUCCAUUUAAUGUUUUCAGACCUCAGUUGAAAUCACAGAAGGUGAAACCACAGACAAGGUGGGGACUAGUCUAUGCAUUUUUCUUUAAGUACUGCUUUGGCUGCAUCUCACAAGUUUUGAAAUGUUGUAUUUAACUUGUUAUCCAGUUAUGAAUAUUUUCUACUUUUCUUUAUGAUUUAUUUUUCCAGCUAUGAAUGUGCUUUAAAAUUCCCAAAUAUAUGAGUUUUUAAAAAUUUUUUUAGAUUUCCACUUUAUAUGUAUUUUGAUCACAGAAUAUGUUAUAUAUGAUUCGGAUACUAUGAACAUUUUUAAGACUUGUUUCAUGGCCAAUAUUUAUAAGUGUUCUAUGUACUUACAAAUUAUGUUUUCUUCAAAUAUUGGGUGUAGGAUUCUACAUGUGUCCAUUACUUCAAGCUGUUAAUUUUGUUGUUCAUAUGUUCAGUAUCUUUUCUUUUUGGUUGUUUGCUUGA